ACACUUUAUGCUGGAAAGCUGGUGGGUGCUAUGGGGAAAGAUCAAAACAAGAAGAAAGUAGAGCAGGUGCUAGAAGAGGAAGAGGAAUAUAUGGUGGAAAAAGUUCUUGACCAUCAAGUGUUAAAGGGCAAAGUGGAGUACCUCCUCAAGUGGAAGGGGUUCUCAGAUGAGGACCACAUGUGGGAGCCAGAAGAGACCCUGGAUUUCCCCGACCUCGUUGCUGAGUUUCUACAGUCACAGAAAGCAGCACAUGAGACAGAUAAAUCAGACGGAGGCAAGUGCAAAGCCGACUCUGAUUCUGAAGAUAAAGGAGAGGAGAGCAAACCGAAGAAGAAAGAAGAGUCAGAAAAGCCACGAGGCUUUGCCUGGGGUUUGGAGCCAGAGAGGAUUAUUGGAGCUACACACUCCAGUCCAGAACUCAUGUUCCUGAUGAAAUGGAAAAACCCUGAUGAGGCUGACCUGGUCGCAGCUAAGGAAGCCAAUGUCAAGUGCCCCCAGGUUGUCAUAUCCUUCUAUGAGGAAAGGGUGAUGUGGCAUUCCUUUCCCUUGGAGGAUGAUGGCAAAAAAAGAUGA
Messenger RNA from Phyllostomus hastatus (greater spear-nosed bat), 573 nucleotides. RefSeq names its product chromobox protein homolog 1-like. Gene Ontology annotation, molecular function: chromatin binding. The record is from RefSeq and is a predicted model, not a curated record. The transcript has a single exon. Gene Ontology annotation, cellular component: nucleus; pericentric heterochromatin. NCBI's taxonomy places the organism in Eukaryota, Metazoa, Chordata, Mammalia, Chiroptera, Phyllostomidae. Gene Ontology annotation, biological process: negative regulation of transcription by RNA polymerase II; chromatin organization. The coding region runs from base 31 to 573 and encodes 180 amino acids.